Molecule: messenger RNA, 1665 nt
Organism: Dryobates pubescens (Downy woodpecker)
Lineage: Eukaryota; Metazoa; Chordata; Aves; Piciformes; Picidae
Gene: AMZ1
Product: archaelysin family metallopeptidase 1
Exons: 7
Coding region: 39-1550 (503 amino acids)
Biological process (GO): proteolysis
Molecular function (GO): metallopeptidase activity
Source: RefSeq, a predicted model, not a curated record
CGGCAGGCGGCAGCGCCGCAGCCGGGGGUCUCUCCGCAAUGCUGCAGUGCAAACACGCUCAGGAAUUCAGCUUCGGGCCCCGGGCUCUGAAGGAUGCACUGAUCUCCACCGACCCAGCCCUGCAGGAGCUCUAUGCCAAGGCUUUCUCCAGGGCAGAGAAGCUGUUCCUCUCCGAAGCCUACAACCCACAGAGAACGCUCUUCUGCACGCUGCUCAUCCGGACGGCUUUCGACUGGCUCCUCAGCCACCCCGAUGCCCCCGAGGACUUUGAGACCUUCUAUCACGCCAUGCUCAGGAGGAAGCAGAACUUCUACCGCAAGCACAUCUACCUGCAGCCUAUAGACUUAAUUGAAGGUCCUGCCGGGCUCUCGCUGCUGGAUUCCCUCCAGAGCUGUGUUGAGUCUUUCUUCCUGGGUCUCCGUGUGAAGUGCCUUCCCUCCAUCCCCAUCUCUUCCAUUCACUGCUGCUACCGCCACAGCCAGGACUCGGACAGGGUGCAGCUUCACGCAGAUGGGAUCUUGAAUUUCCUGAAGAACAACAAGCCCAUGGAUGCCCUGUGUGUCCUUGGCCUCACUCUGCUGGACCUUUACCCAUGUGAGACCUGGAGCUUCACAUUCAGCAAAUUCCUGCCAGGACAAGAAGUGGGGGUCUGCAGCUUUGCCAGAUUUUCUGGGGAUUUCCCCCAUGCUGGUUGCAGCAGCUUGAAUCCACUCACACAGAAGGAACAGUUAUGUGAAGUCAGCAAGGAAAGCAGAGACCGGACAUUGUUGUUCAGUGCCCAGGAGAUGGUCCAGUGCUGCAAGGUGACCUGUCAUGAGAUCUGCCACCUGAUGGGGCUGGGGACCUGCCGCUGGCUGCAGUGCAUCAUGCAGGGGGCGCUGAGCCUGGACGAAGCCCUGCUGCGGCCCCUGGAGCCCUGUCCCAUCUGCCUGCGGAAGCUGCAGCAUGUGGUGGGCUUCAAACUCAUCGAGCGCUACAGGAAGCUCUAUGCUUGGACACAGACUGUACUGUCCACAUGGCCAAGGCAAGAGUCAGCAGACCUGUCUGCCUCGGAGGACAUCCUUCCAUUCAGCUCAGACUCCGGGAUGUGCUGUGAGAAUGACUCUGAGGCUGUGACCUCCUUGUCCGAGCCGCUGACGCCAGACACGUGCAGCCAGGCCCUGUCCAUCAGCCAGGAGCUGGAGCAGGAUGACCAUUCGUGUUCUCUGGCCGAGGCACAGAGCCAGCCCCAGCUCGCUGUGCCCACCAAGCCCGCAGACACCAUUAAAGAUUAUGAACUGUGGCUGGAAACCUGCAUUGCCGCCCUGGAGAGGAACGUCUCCGAGGAGGAACUGGCCCAAGUAGACAAGACUGUGGAUGCCCUGGCGAAGUGGGAGAUGUUCACAGGCCAACUGCCUGUUAUGAGGAAGGACCUACCCUUUGCUAAGGACAACGCUGGGCUACGGAAAGUUCUGGGAGACAAAUUUUCCUCCUUGAGGAGGAAACUGAGUUCCAGAAAACUGUCCAAAGGGGAAUCGUCCCCACAGCGCUGGCGGUGGGAGGAAAACUAGGCUGGGUCUGCCUUGGGUUGGGCCAGCUUGCUUUGGUUACCUUAGUGCCCUGCCUCUGAGCUUUGCCACCACAAGCUGUUGCUGUCAGAGAGAAGCAGCAACUCCUCACAGGAAU